Ostertagia ostertagi is the source of this 189-nucleotide messenger RNA. The record is from the annotation of a GenBank genome assembly. NCBI's taxonomy places the organism in Eukaryota, Metazoa, Nematoda, Chromadorea, Rhabditida, Trichostrongylidae.
AUGGACGCCAUGAAAACUGUGGUCGAGCAGCUUCGACGUGAAGCACAAAUGCAACGAAAGAAUGUUUCGGAAGUCGCUAAAGACCUGCUGGACUAUUGCGAGAAACACAAAGCAACUGACACGCUGGUGAGUGGCACGACUGAUGCGCAGAAUCCAUUCCGUGAGAAGAAAGGCUGUACGCUGAUCUGA